Molecule: messenger RNA, 2232 nt
Organism: Penicillium brasilianum
Lineage: Eukaryota; Fungi; Ascomycota; Eurotiomycetes; Eurotiales; Aspergillaceae
Source: the annotation of a GenBank genome assembly
AUGGAUCAAGAGGAGGCUCCACCGCCUUACUCGGCCGUCGAUCCGUUGCUUGCGCCUACAAACAAUCGCAACGCCAGUUCUUCGGCCCCUUUGCGUGGGAAUGUUUCACCUUCACAGGAUGCUGUUAGCUCGAGCGCUAAUCAACCUAGUGCGCCCUCGCGUCCAGCUAUCGUGCCCACCCACUUUACAUCAGCGGUGACCUACUUUGAGGAACGACCGGCAACGACCUUGGACGAAAGUCGUGAUCUUCUUUAUCACCAUAUGACUAUAUACCCCCGCAGCUCAGCAAAAGACUUUCCUCGCAGGCCCCGGUGCUGGACCUCACGCGUGGACGAUAUCGCCCAGCAGGACUGGGACACUUUCUUGAGAUAUUUGUUUCCCCCACAAUUAGGCUUGGCUGCUGCCUCGCAGCACCUGCCCCGGCAGCUGCGCGCUGAGAUCCAGCGAGAUCGCAAAGAUCGACCACAGGAGACAGAUGAGCAGCGGCAAGCCCGGAUCGCAGCGGUGGUGGACGAAUGGAAUCAAUGCUUUUUUGAGCCACGCGCAGCUCGCAUUGACUUUGUAUAUGUUGGCGAAUCCGAUGCAGCGCCUUCGUCCGCUCUUUGUCCUCGGUGCUACCCCGCUGCGACUAGGGCAACACAGAGCCCUGGUGUUGCCGGGACUUUGGAGGGCCAGCAUGCGACAAAUCCAAAUGCGCCGUCGCCCGUGCCGGGACAGCAUGCACCGUCGCCGACUGGCUGGCCCGUCCCUCCAAAUCAACACUAUCCUUACCCCCCGUUGCCGGGUCAUUAUGGACCAUUUGGAGCGUUUCCUCCAUUCCCGGUACCUGGUGCACCUCCCAAUCAUCAACCCCCUCAAUACUAUCCUCAUCCACCACCGCCGCCCCCGGGUGUUCCCCCAUGGCAAUGGAAUAACUGGGCUUAUAGCCAGCCGCAAUUCGGCAACUCUGGCACGCAGAAGACCGGCGGUACCCUCGGAUGGAUCUCUUCGUUGACAUCCCAGGCGCAGAAAUACGGCGAGCGUUUUGCCGAACAAGCACAGCAUUACGGCGACCAAAUAAGUUCACAUGCUAUGAAUUAUGGUCGACAGGUCGAAGAACAAGCGCUGGCGCAUGGACGAUGGAUUGAGGAGCAGGCACGACUACAUGGACGCAAGCAGGGUGCACAGCCAUCUGCCCCAUACAAUUACCAGCGACCUUUAUGGAACUCGGGCCAGACCGCAGAUACAACGCAAAGCACGCCGACAACUCUCAACAACCCAAGUCCUCCAGCCCGACUCGAGGGCGGAGAUCAAUCUUCCAACCAAACACCCAAUCAGGCGAACCAAGAUGCGAACUUGAACCACAACCGCGACCAGUCCGAUGGUCAAACCAAGGCCGACAGCAAAGAUCCCAUUAUUGAUCGCUCUUGUCGUGCCUCCAUCAGCUCUAUCUCCUCCGAAUCCUCACUCAGCUCCAUCGAUUCUCUCUCCACAACUUCCGAUCUCAGCCCUUCAGAUCUAACAACUGUCCGCACGCAGCUACAAAACCUACAUGAUAGGCACGAUCGCACACUAUACGAUGCAGCCGUCGACCUCCGUCGGCAGUUAGAUCUUCUCCAAGAAUCCCGCCGCGAGGCACGGGCAUCUGGGCGUCAAAAUUGGCGCGAUGGCUGGCGCCGGCAGGAGCCCAAUAACGCAGACAGCAGUGAUUGGGGCCGCUGGGAAUCACCCGAGCAACAGGAACGCCAGUCCAACGAGCGCCGCGCCAUGAAAGAAGAGAUGCGAGCCACCAGGAAAGCAUUCCGAGACAUUGUGCGCCGCGCGCGUGACGAACAGCGAGAUAGGAAGAAAGCGAAAAGGAACCGCCGGCGCCAGGUGCUUGCCAACGCAGAAAACAAAGCCAAAGACAAGGCCUCGAUGGAAGCACGCAUGGGCAAUAUGGCCCUCGGAGAUGACCCGAAUUCACGUCCAAUUCGUGUUCAGACUGAACCUGUACCCUCUCAGCCCCCUCAACGAAAUGCAUAUGCGAGACCCGAUGCGAAUUCGGAUCUCAGUGCGCAGAGCGCAGUCAAUACGGCAUCCUCUGCGUCCCAAUCCAGUGUGAACGAGGUCCCAACCGAGACUGCGGGUAGGAAGGCCAGGCCGCAGGGUCGGUUUAAAGAGAUGCUGAAGCCACGGAGUGCGAAGAAGCAGCAGAAGCCUAGCUCUGAUUCGAAAGAUGGGAAGGAUUCGAAGAACGAACCCGGCGCCUGA